Xiphophorus maculatus (southern platyfish) is the source of this 2822-nucleotide messenger RNA. RefSeq names its product E3 ubiquitin-protein ligase TRIM39-like. The record is from RefSeq and is a predicted model, not a curated record. Gene Ontology annotation, molecular function: protein binding. The transcript has 7 exons. Bases 109 to 1740 code for a protein of 543 amino acids. NCBI's taxonomy places the organism in Eukaryota, Metazoa, Chordata, Actinopteri, Cyprinodontiformes, Poeciliidae.
UGAAACUUAACACAGGGAGGAAGUCCACAGGGAAGGACACGCACUCUCACUAGGAGGGAGUAGGCAUAGGAACCGUUGAGCAGAGGGAACGCUCCGCAACCUGAAGACAUGGCCGCCGUCUCUGUUCCAAACAGUGACUCCGCGCUGGAGAAGAAUCUAACCUGCUCCAUCUGCAUGGAUAUAUUUACCGACCCGGUCACGACGCCUUGUGGUCACUCUUUCUGCAGGACGUGCCUAGAGCUCAGCAUCUCCCCGUAUCGGGUGAACGACAUGUGUCCGCUUUGCAAAAAACACCUCAACAAACCUCCAGACGUUAGCAUUGUGCUAAGAGACAUCGCCACGCAGAUGAAAAGCGCGAUUAGCAACAGGAGUUCGGGGGCGCCGGGGGAGGUACCGUGUGACGUCUGCAAGGAGCCGAAGCAGAAGGCGACAAAGUCCUGCCUUGUGUGUCUCGCCUCGUAUUGCCCAGACCACUUGGAGAACCAUUCGAAUCCAAGGCUGAAGGGCCACAAGCUGGUGGAACCAGUGGAGAACUUGGAUGAAAGGGCCUGCCUAGUCCACGGACGCCCGCUUGAGCUGUACAGUAGGAAUCGGCAGCGGAGCAUCUGUGUUCGAUGUAUGGAAGGAGGUCAGGAUGAAGUGGUCUCCAUGGAAGAGGAAUGGCUCAAGAAGAAGACUGAACUGGAGAACACCAAGAAGGACUUAGAAGACAGAAUUGGAAUAAGAAAGACAAAGAUGGAUGAGAUAAACAAAGCUCUCAAGGAUUGCAAGGACCUGAUUGAAAACGAGUGGUGGGAUAUCGAAGCGGUUUUCACAGCGCUGAUUGCCAUUGUGGAGGCAGCCCAGAAGAAAGCUCAUAAGCCACUAGAGAGCAGGAGGGAGGCAAUGGAAAAAGAAGCCAAAAACCUGAACGAUGAGCUGGAAGGCGAAAUCAACAAAAUUGAGAAAACAAUCUCAGAACUAGACGAUAUCUCAUCACUAGAAGAUCACAUUCUUUUCUUACAGAGAUACCCGUCUCUGUCAGAUAACGAUAACAUGACUGACUGGACGGAUGUUGAACUUGACACCAGCCUGUCUUUUGGCUCCAUGAGAGAAACUACAACAACCAUGGUUAAAAAAAUUCAGCAGGAGCUGAAGAAGCUGGACUCCACUGAACUCAAAAGACUUCCAACGUUUUCUGUGGACAUAAAGCUGGACCCAGAGACCGCACACCAACGCCUCGUACUUUCACCGGAUGGGAAGAAAGUGCAAGAUGGAGGGGAAAACCAGGAAGUGGCUGAUUCUCCUGAGAGGUUUGAUGUGUUUGGUAGCGUCCUGGGACUUAACAGCUUGACUACUGGGAAGGCUUACUGGGAGGUGGAGGUCAACAACAAGAGCGGAUGGGAUCUAGGUGUAGCCAGAGGCAGCGCCGACCGUAGAGGAAAAUUGACGCUGAGCCCAGAAAACGGUUACUGGGUUCUGGUACAUUAUGAAGCGGAGAACUACGCCGCCAUGACAGCACCACCCACCCGUGUCUCCCUUGAUGAGAAACCUGAUAAAGUCGGGGUGUUUGUGGACUACGAGGAAGGCCUUUUGUCCUUCUACGACGUAACAGCGAAAUCUCACAUCUACUCGUUCACCGAGUGUUUGUUCAAAGACGAGCUCCACCCGUAUCUCAGCCCACAUGUGAAACAGGAAGAGACGAACUCUGAGGCUAUGGUUAUUUCUACUGGAAAUUACUUUGAAUUUGAUGAAGAAUGAAAGUGUUUGACUUCCAUUUGUGUUUAAACAUUCCAGUGGAUGUGAGUGAUUUCAAAACUUGCAUUUGUUCAGCAGAAGACUGGGGGGAAAAAAAUCAUAAUAAAUUGCCACAAAGAAAUUAAUGGGGAAUUUUUUUGUUAAAUUAAGUAAGAAAGAAAGAAGUAAGAUGUUUGCCAUUACACUUAAAACCACUUACAUGUUUCAAGUUUUCAAUAAAACUAGCUAAGCUACUAAAACAGUUUUUAAAUGAGGACACACACGCUAACUAGCUAAACCACGCCUACUUUCAUCCUUUCCUACUCAAAACAAACCAUUUUUAGCUCUUGUGUGUAAACCACUGGAAGUAAUUGGAUGUACUUUUAUUUUCUUUUGCACUGUAAACUUUUUUAAACUGAAAAAUAUUCAAGAUAAAAAUUCAUAAAACUGACUCAUUCAAUAUAGUUUUAUAUGAAUCCAUCCAUCCAUUUUCUAACACCCUUGUCCCUAGUGGGGUCGGGAGGGCUGCUGGUGCCAGCUAACGUUCCGGGCGAGAGGCGAGGUUCACCCAAGUGGGUUCUCGGCCCCCUUCGAGCUUCCUAGCAUCCCCUCUGAGUUUCCUAGCGUCCCCUCUGAGCUUCGUAGUCCCCCUUCUGAGUUCCCUAGUGUUCCUCCCGAGCUCCCUAGUGCCCCUAGUGUUUCUUUGUCACCCUCUAGUGCUCCCAUUGUCCCUUCAUUGUUCCCCAACGCUCCGUCUGAGUCUCGGCCUCCUAGUGUCCCUCCCAAGCCUCAGCCUUCCAGAGACUCUUCGCUGCUGCCUCCCAGAGACUCCUUGCCGCCACCUCCUGGUGGCCCCAGAGCGCCCCUGCGCCGACGUUGCCCACCGGAACCGCCUCCAAGCACCCCUGCGCCGCGGACGUCCUCCGGACAUUCCCCAUGGGUUCCGCCUCCUGCGUCUCCGCCCACCCUGGUUGGGCUGGUUCCUUUUGUUGUUUGGACUCUAGCCCUUCCUGUGCCUCCGCCCACCUUGAUGGGUUGUUUAUUGUUGUUCUGGACUCUGGCCCCCCAUCCAACGCCCCUCCGCCCACCCUUGUGUUUUUUUGGGC